Lolium rigidum is the source of this 1429-nucleotide messenger RNA. Its product is annotated as F-box protein At4g22280-like. Bases 1 to 1275 code for a protein of 424 amino acids. The record is from RefSeq and is a predicted model, not a curated record. The transcript has 4 exons. NCBI's taxonomy places the organism in Eukaryota, Viridiplantae, Streptophyta, Magnoliopsida, Poales, Poaceae. Gene Ontology annotation, molecular function: protein binding.
AUGCCUCCGCCGCCAGAGGGCAAGAGAGCCGCCGUGGCCAGCGGCGGGGACAUCAUCAGCACCCUCCAGGACGAUCUCCUGAAGCACAUCCUCUCCUUCCUCCCGGCGCCGCAGGCCGUGCGGACCUGCGUGCUCGCCCGGCGCUGGCGCCAUCUCUGGAAGACCGCCACGGGCCUGCGCAUCACCGGCGGCGGCUACGACCAGGAGCCGACGCCCGUCCACGACCUCCGCGAGUUCGUCAACCACCUCCUGCUCCUCCGUGCGGGGGCGCCUAUCGACACGUGCGAGCUCAGGUUCGACGUGGUCUCCGACGACGACGUGCCCCGCGUGAGCCUCUGGAUCCGGCACGUUAUACUGUGCCGAGUCAGGCUGCUCCGGCUCGCCAUCUCUCGGGAGAGCCAUGACUUGGGUGUUUACUUCUACGUAGACAACCUGCCCCUUGUCUCUCGAAAUCUGAGGAUCCUAGAGCUUAUUGAUACAGGGUUAAAUGACAGCUUUCUUGAUUUUGCUGCCUGCCCGGCACUAGAAGUUCUGGUAAUUUACAAUGGCAGCUUCGUCCACGUCAGGAAGAUCUCUUCCAACUCUCUAAAACGCCUGGCCAUCAUUGAUAGCAGUUUCAACCAACAUAUCCGUACUCGUAUCUGUGUUCCAAGCCUCGUCUCGCUGCGGCUAGAGGACAACUGGGACAGGACUCCCGUGCUUGAGAGCAUGCCGUUGUUGAUGGAUGCAUUCGUCAUAUUUAUCAAAGAAUCUGUGGAUAGAUGUUUUUAUUCUGACUCCUGGGAUUGUCACAAUGAGCACUGUCAAGGUUGUUACGAUCUACAAGGUGUUAAUUCUGAUGAAUGCGUUCUUCUUAAAGGUUUAUCAGAAGCUGAGAAUUUGACAUUGAUAGAUGAACAUGACACGUUUAUUUUCAGAAGGGAUUUGAAAUGGUGCCCUACAUUUAGUAAGUUAAAGAUUUUGAUACUCAAUGAAUACUGGUGUGUGUCUACUGACUUCCGGGCACUAGCUUGUAUUCUUGAACACUCGCCAGUUCUCGAGAUUCUCACUCUUCAUUUAUUUUCCAAGGGACCAAAACAUAAAGUAGAAAUAAGAGGAUGUUGCAAUGCAGUGGAGAGCUCAUCUGCAAUAUCAGAACACCUUAAGACAGUCGAAGUCAAAUGUAACUUGGUUGAUGUGGAGGUUCUGAAAAUUUUGAAGUUCCUUGGUACACUUAACAUUAGUUUUGAGGAAGAGAACACCUUGGUCGAAGACAGAUGGCCUAUUUCAUCUUAAUUACCAACAAAAGAACACUCUUUGCAGCAGUGACAAGGCUGCUAUCUUUUGUCUGUGGUUGUCAUGUUGGUUUGACUCCGUGAAGUAUCUUAGACUUAGUAUCAUCUAGCUGGACCAGGGUUACUCCGUGUUGUGUUGAUUUAUCUUGCUGAAG